Messenger RNA from Populus trichocarpa (black cottonwood), 1049 nucleotides. RefSeq lists its product as uncharacterized. The coding region runs from base 27 to 953 and encodes 308 amino acids. NCBI's taxonomy places the organism in Eukaryota, Viridiplantae, Streptophyta, Magnoliopsida, Malpighiales, Salicaceae. The transcript is spliced from 4 exons. Gene Ontology annotation, molecular function: protein binding. The record is from RefSeq and is a predicted model, not a curated record.
CAACGUCUGACAAUUAUGACUCAGAGAUGCCUUCCUUGCACUACUUGAGUACUUUCAUUAUUCUCAGUUAUUUCCUUUUAAAGCUCAACCAGCAAAGGAUGUUUUCUGAAACUCUUAAAACGCAAACCAUCAUGGCAUCAAUGCUUUGCGUUGGCAAUGGAAACCCACUUUCAAUGCUUGUAUGCAUACCUUCGACUGUCAGCAUUAUUCCUCGGAGGACUAAACCUCAUUUAAGCCUUGUCUCUAGUACUCCUUCGCUUACAAGUUGCUAUACACGCCACAAACUUGGGCAUCUCAUCCGUCCUGUAAUUUGCGCAUCAUCAGACAGGUCUCCAACACCUUCAAGAAAUGAAAACAAUUGCGACAACAAAAUUGUGAAAGCCGCAGUGGGGGCAUCUGUAGCUUUGGCUUGUGCUCUUGGUAUAAUUGGUGGUAACUUCAGAAUGUAUCCUAAAGCCAUUGCAGGUCCUAGGGAAUUAUAUCAGAAAGCUCCUCAAGUAGAAGAACAUCCAUCAUCACUUGCGAAGCUGGCACUCGAAUCAUUCCUGGAUGUGACAUCGGACCUGGCUUCUACCGAUGCAGUGAGCCCAAUUGCAACUUUUGAUCCGCCUCCAAAUCCUUCAAUAGAACAGGUUAAAGAGAUCAAGAAGCAUGCAGUGCGUCUUAUGAUAUAUGGGGAAGCUGAAGAAGCAGUGUGGUAUCUGCAAGAAGCAUUUGAGAAGUAUAAGAACGAUCCUGAGCCUGCAUACAAUGUGGAAAUGGCAUUAGUGGAAAUUCUCAUUUAUCAGCACGAAUACGAACGUGCUUUGAAUUGCGACUGCCUCAACCAUGAUGAUCAACUCGGCCCUUCAGAUGCCCGGGUUUUCCUUUACAAGGCUAUUAUAUAUACCAUGUUGGAUUUCAACGAGGAGGCAAGGAUAUGGUGGGAAAGAUACAUGUAUGCUGUUGAAUGAGGAUUUCUGCCUGCAAGAUAAAUUUUCCAUGUAAUCAAAGAGGGACAACCACUGGCAUCAUAAUAUCAAUAUGUGCGAAAAUAUAUAUUUUAACUA